This is a messenger RNA of Engraulis encrasicolus (European anchovy), 5147 nucleotides long. It is a transcript of the gene znf628, whose product is annotated as zinc finger protein 628. The transcript has 7 exons. Gene Ontology annotation, molecular function: DNA-binding transcription factor activity, RNA polymerase II-specific; RNA polymerase II cis-regulatory region sequence-specific DNA binding. Lineage: Eukaryota; Metazoa; Chordata; Actinopteri; Clupeiformes; Engraulidae. The record is from RefSeq and is a predicted model, not a curated record. Gene Ontology annotation, biological process: regulation of transcription by RNA polymerase II. Bases 498 to 5147 code for a protein of 1549 amino acids.
CGGAUGACUGCUGGUUAGUAUGUGCUCGAGAUUAUUGUAAAGGUUGUAUGGAGUAACACUGCGGUUCUCUAUCCGUUUCAAAACAUAGAAAAUAUCAGCUGUAUAAUGUAAAUAACACUGAAUACGUAUCCCGUGCAAUUGUGCACACGCAAAUCCUCUAUCUGUUGUCUGACGCACUGGAAAAUUAGACGGAUUGAGGGUAAAUUUGACUCGAGAAGGCCGAUUUACAACUGGACAUCAUCCACUGGUUUUCUGCAGUAAUCCAGUGAUUAUCGAAUUGGCUUUGUUUCUGAAGGUGGAUUUUAUGACCAAACAUCCUCUGAUGAACACUUGGGUAGCGAGCUAUGAAGAUCAUAUCAGACCACCAGCUGGGAAUGGGACACCACUAACAAUAGUAGUCUCAGCCAUGAAGAAGAUGGAGCCAGAUUGCAAAAACUAAUAACCAGCAGGCUCCCAUUUGCCGACUCCGCUCAGCUUGACCACCCACCCCCACCCACAUGACGAUGGCCAAUUCCGUGGCCACGCUGGUGGUUCAGACGGAUCUCCUCCCUGCUCCGACCUCCUCCUCGCUCUCCCCGUUCCCCUCCCUGCUGGCUUCAGCUGAGGAUGUGGAGGACGGUGAGAGGUUGGAGGAGGAGAAGGAGGGCUCUGGGGAGGUGGUGCUCACCGAGAUCGAGAUGGUGUCCUCCACCUCGUCUCCAGUGUUGACGACGACGACGGCGGCGGCAGCUGCUGCCCCGAAUCCCGAGCACCCCUUCCAGUGCCUAGACUGUGGCAAGAGCUUCAAGUGGUCCUCCAGGCUGGCCCACCAUCAGCGCAGUCACAACAACGAACGGCCCUACCGCUGCAACAUCUGCCCAAAGGCCUUCAAGGGCUCCUCUGCACUGCUCUACCAUCAGAGGUCACACUCCGGUGAGAAGCCCUACAAAUGUGACGAUUGUGGCAAAGCGUUUAAGCGCUCGUCCCUGCUGCAGGUUCACCGCAGUGUGCACACGGGACUUCGCACCUUCCAGUGCCCCUACUGCCCGCUGACCUUCAAGUGGAGCUCCCACUACCAGUACCACCUGCGCCAGCACACGGGCGAGUGCCCGUACCCCUGCGACAGCUGCCCCAAGGCCUUCAAGAACUCCAGCAGCCUGCGGCGGCACAAGAACGUGCACCUGGGCCUCAAGCCCUACGUCUGCACCGUCUGCAACAAGGCCUUCACGCAGUCCACCAACCUGCGGCAGCACAUGCGCGUGCACACGGGGGAGCGGCCGUACGUGUGCAACAAGUGCGGCCGCAGCUUCACGCACUCGUCCAACCUGGCGCUGCACCGCGCCUCGCACCUGGAGGACAAGAGGAAGGCUGGGCCGGGGGUAGGCGGAGAGCACGCGGGGGAGUUGGGGGCUUUGCCGGAGGGUGUGAAGGCCGUGGUGGUGGGUGGUGGUACGGCCACGACGGAGCUGAGUGCGGUGGGAGUUGGGGUCGGGGUUGGAAUGGGUAUCCAGGACAUGGUGGGGUUUGUGGGGCAGGAUUCAGGGCUGGGCGUCGGUGUCGGGGAAGUGUUCCUUACCCAUCACACCUCCACAGGCGUCGACUGCGCUGGCCAGACCAUGCUCACGUUGACUCCCACCACUGUGGCUUCAGCGUGCGGCUCUGAGCAGCACGUGCACGUGACCACCACAGAUAUGGGCACCAGCGUGCUACUGUACAGCUGCGGAAGCUGCAACCACACCUUCACGUCGCAGGGCGACCUGGAGGAGCACCAAGCACUCCAUCUGGCGGCCCUGGGGCACGGCACCGCCGCCGCCGCUGCUGGGCUGGGAGGCGUAGACGGGGCCGUGGCUGGAGCUGGGGCCCACGAGGCGGCCGGCGUAAGCCUGGUAGGGGCUGGACCCCUCCUGGCGGACUUUGAGGAAGUGGUGGAGACGACCACGGUGGCGGAGAGCGGGCAGGGAGCCGCAGAGCUGCUGGGCCUGACGGGGGGAGCGGAGGGAGGGGUUGGUGGGCAGGCUGACGGUCAGGCUCAGUUCGAGCUCCUCCAGGGCUUCACGGAGGUAUCGCAGCUCUCCUCGGACGCCAGUGUGCCAACGGACGUGACGGGAGGAGGAACAAAGUGCACGUACUGUGGGAAGAGCUUCAAGACCAGCGGCGGGUUGACGAGGCACAUUGCACAGGCCCACUCCACCCCGGCCACGCAGACACGCACCCAGUACAACUGCUCGGCCUGCGACCGCUCCUUUCCCCUGCUCUCCUCCCUGCUCGCCCACCAGUACUGGCACACGCCGGAGCAGCGGCUCCUGGGCGAGGCGGAGGCCGAGGCGGAGAUCGUGUGCCCGCCGUCGCUGCCCGUGUCCCUCGAGUCCUCCUCCGAGACGGCGGCGAAGGCCGAGGACGGGGUCGGGGACGCGGGUGGGGACCAGGUGGAGAGGGAGAUCCACGUCAGCCUUAUUGCUGUCACGGAGGAAGGGGAGCAGCCGGAGGAGGCCAAGCCUGCCACCAGAGGAGCGGGGAAGGGAGGACGGAGAGGGGCAGUCACCAAGGACACCACCAAUGGUGACACUGAGCGCCCGUACCGUUGCUCGGAGUGUGGGAAGGCCUUCAGGGGCUCGUCUGGCCUGCGCUACCACAUGCGCGACCACACGGGAGAGAGGCCAUAUCGGUGCACCGAGUGUGGCAAGAGCUUCAAGAGGUCGUCUCUGCUCUCCAUCCACCAGAGAGUCCACACGGGCGUGCGUGCCUUCCAGUGCCCCUACUGCCCGCUGACCUUCAAGUGGAGCUCCCACUACCAGUACCACCUGCGCCAGCACACGGGCGAGCGGCCCUACGUGUGCCAGGAGUGCGGCAAGUCCUUCAAGAACACCAGCUGCCUGCGGCGCCACAGCCAGCUGCACUCGGGCCUGCGGCCGCACGCCUGCUCCGUCUGCGGCAAGUGCUUCUCGCAGACGUCCAACCUGAAGCAGCACGAGCGCACGCACUCGGGCGAGCGGCCCUUCCAGUGCGGCCAGUGCCACAAGAGCUUCACGCACUCCUCCAACCUGCAGCUGCACCUGCGCACGCACUCCUCGCGCAAGGACUACCGCUGCCAGCACUGCGGCAAGGAGUUUGUCAUGCACUCCUACCUGCAGAGGCACCUUCGCACCCAUCAGAACAAUUUAGCGGAUGGAGGAGGGGGUGGGGGCAAGGAGGGGGCACCGGGCAGUAAGGUGGGGGGAGGUAGGGGUGCGACAGGUGCUGGUGGUGGCGUUGGCUCAGGGCAGACGACGCUAAGUCUGAGCGUGAACGCGCCCGGGGGCCUCAGUUCCCUAUUUCCUGAUGGCUCGGGGAACAACUCCACGCUGCUGCUGUCGUCGUCCAACCUGGACAUCCCUCCCAACACCUCGCAGAAUUACUUCAUGAUCCAGACCGCCACGGGGCUGCAGCUCAUCCCGCUGUCCAACCCCACGCCCACUCAGCAACCACCGCCUCCUCCUCCUCCUCCCCCACCCCCUCCCCCUCCUCCACCACCUCCACCACAACCGCAGUCCCAAAACUAUGUGCUGCUCCAGUGCCAGUCCGCCAACGGCACCCAGCCCAGCCUCAUCCUGGUCCCCACCGCGUCGUCCGCCCCUGUGGCCUCCGAGCCGCAGCCCCUGUCCGUGAUGCAGACCCUCCCCGCGCUGCAGCCCGCCCUCCAGGCGCACAUCCCCCAGUUCCAGACCGUUCAGACUCAGCCUCGCUUCAUCUUUAGUGCACCAAGCAACGGCACCACCACGAACACCCAGGUAGUCACGACGAACAUGAACCCAGUGCCGCGAAACUCUACCACGCUCACCAGGCCCAUAUUGGGCAAACUCACCAGCACCAGGACGGGCAGGAGUAGACGUGGUCGGAAACCCAAAGCGGUGGCGGCGGCGGCGGCGGCGCAGAACCAGACACCAGGUCCGGCGGCGGCAGUGUCCCAGUCGGCAAACACAUCAGCAACUGCCGUUGCCACACCACAGACUACUACUGUUAGUGCGCCUAACGUUAGCAUUAGCGAGCUGUCUGUUCAGACGGCAAAUUGUGCCAAUCAGACAUCAGUGCCUCCUCCAACCACCACCACUGCCUCUACAGUGGACAUGGUGGAGCCCAAGGCACUAGCCGUGCAUGCAGAUUCCACAACGCUCUGCAGUCAGGCUCCUCCUGUGGCGUGGACGGACCAGAAUACAGCUGCUGAGUCGGACACAAAGCCUUCGCACACGUUGCCACAGGACAGGUUUGUGCUCUGCUUUGAGAAGGACUUGGGCUCAGAGGUGAAAAAGGAGGAGAGUGGCAUAGGAGAAGGGGUGGGUGGAGGGAGCGGAGGAAGAGGAGGAGGAAGGUCCUACGUGUUACAGUUUGGCAGAGAGUCGGAGCAAGACGGAGGAGGUGUGCAUGAUGGCGGAGGAGGAGGAGGAGGAGGACGACGAGCGGAGGAGCAGUCGUACGUGCUCCACUUCCAGGCCGACGAGGGAGAGAGGGGGGAGGGAGAGGCGGAGGGGAAAGAGCAGGACGGCGGGAUGGUGUCGCUGAACCUGCUCCAGGACUGGGGAACAGCUGACAGGCAGGCCGAGAGAGCGUCCGGCCUGGAGCAAAGUGUCCAAGGCGAGGGUGAGUCAUUCAUUCUCCACUUCCAACCAGCCGAGGCCCACCAGGACGGAGCGCAGCCAGAUGCCGGAUACCCUGAGGCCCAGGGCCAUGACAUGGGGCUUUCCUGCCCCGCCGCCCAGGCGUUGGUUCCACUCGGUGGGCAGGAGGUGGUCUUUCAGCUGGAGGAGGAAGCCAAAAUGGUCGGAGGCGUUGGCGACGGUGGCGGCUCGGGGGGGCCCGGGGACAACGUCCAGAUGAUUGCGCUGAUCGAGGGAGAGGGGGCCGGGGCCAGGGAGGGCGUUGGCGGCGGCGCCUUCGUCUCUGGCGGGGGAGUGGAGGGAGGGGGCAGGGAGCAGAUGGAAGGCAUCUUUCAGCUGGAGGGAGGGGAGGGCAUUGUCAUCAUCGAGGUGAGCACCAGCAGUCUCCGAGAUGGGGCCGCGGAGGGAGGGCCAGGGGUGACGUUAGAGAGGAUAGAAGGGGGGAAAGACGUGAACGAUCUCCGGGACGUCUCAGUGGGCGUUAUCCCUGAAGCGGAGAACCUGCAUGGGCAGAAAGAUACAGAUCACGGCAACUAA